AUGUUUCAAACUACAGCUUUCUCAGGACACAAGGUGACGUCGGUCAAACAGUUUCAAGUACAAGAUUACGAAGCUUUGCUAAAGAAAAAGGCAUUCUGCGCUCAGAAGUACCACGAGAAAGAGGUAACAAGGUUUUACUAUCGCGUAUGCGAAACUUGUAUUUGUCAAAUAUGCUUAAGUAUGGAACACAAGACUCAUGAAAUAGAGCUGCUCGACAAGGCAGCGGAUGAAGAAAGAGCCAAAAUUUUGGCGGGAGUUGAAUCAAUACGACAAAAACACCAAAUGUGCAGCGAUAUUAUCCCUCAAUUCGAGGAGACAGCCGCCAAUCUUGAAGCUAAUAUCGCAAGGGCUAAACGCCAAGUCGAGCCAAGUGUCUCAAUCAGCCGAGCAAAUGAUCGCUGUGAUUCGCGAACGCGAACGCGAGGCAAUUACCACGCUCGAGAACACACGCGUGUCCCGAAUGCAGAAGUUGGAUGCCGUGAAGAAACAAGUUCAACAGCUAGAAAAACAGAUCAAACAAGCAGAAAAGUUUGCAAGUGAACUGGCUCAGAGAAGCUCGAGUGCAGACAUUAUAGGAAACAGAAAGAAUUUACAGGAACGAUUUGAAGAGCUUCGCAAAACUCAAAUGCCCGAUCUGCCUGCUGGUUCGUUUGUAAAGUUCGUGUCAACUUGUAAGCUAGAUACUUUGAGUCUCGGCAUAAUAAAAUCAACCGAGACAGACCCGAACAAAUCAACAAUUGAAGGACUGAAACAAACUUUCCAAGCUGGCGUUGAAGCAGAGAUUUCGGUUUGCCCAAAGACAAGCGAAGGACAGAUCAGUAACAAACAACAUGGGGAUCACGUUGAGGUUCAAGUGGAACCUGCUGACCAACUGGCAAGUUUGAUCGUCAACGAAGGGAACGAUGAAGCAGGCGGAAAUUUCCAAGUGAAAUUUGUUCCUAAACUGCCGGGUUUUUACCACAUCUCAGCAAAAAUAAAUGGCGACAGCCUUUCUCAAAGUCCCUUCACUAUCGAGGUACAGGAACGAAAGCUGGAAGUUGAUGAUGAGUUACACUUGCAAAAUCAAACUCUGCAAAAGCCAACUGGUGUUGCAAUGAGUAGUAAAGGAUUAAUCGCCAUAGCAGACUACGAGAAGAACUGUAUUCUAAUAUGUGAUAAAGACGGAAAGAUUGUGCGACAACUGGGUUGCAAGGGAGAGAAACCUGGGCAGCUUCACUGUCCAACUGACGUGACAUUCAUCAAUGAUGAUGAGAUUUUAGUGGCAGAUGAAUUGAAUCACCGAGUACAGCAGUUCAACGUGCACUCGGCGCAGAACUUUGAAAACAGCUUUGGACGGUAUGGGAAAGGAGAUGGGAAUUUUCACAGUCCAACAAGUGUUUGUGUGGAUGAUGAAGGAGGCAUAAUUGUAUCUGACUUUGACAAGGGAUGGUGCACCCAUUUUGAUAUUUGGAGAUAG
Messenger RNA from Porites evermanni, 1456 nucleotides. NCBI's taxonomy places the organism in Eukaryota, Metazoa, Cnidaria, Anthozoa, Scleractinia, Poritidae. The record is from the annotation of a GenBank genome assembly.